Molecule: messenger RNA, 1417 nt
Organism: Emericellopsis atlantica
Lineage: Eukaryota; Fungi; Ascomycota; Sordariomycetes; Hypocreales; Bionectriaceae
Product: kinase A anchor protein
Exons: 2
Coding region: 434-1144 (236 amino acids)
Biological process (GO): DNA alkylation repair; regulation of DNA-templated transcription
Cellular component (GO): nucleus
Source: RefSeq, a predicted model, not a curated record
AAUCUUCUUUCCCUUCUACGCCGUGAUGAUGGGCUGGCCAUUGGCCAUUGCCUGGGCCAGCAGACGCCGGAAUGGCUAUGUGAUUCCGGAGGAAUCGAGACGACUUGGAUAUGAGUGUAAUUGAUGCCAGACACCCAUAUCAAAGGAAUGCCGUUGCCGUCAUGGUCGAAGUGUAAAGGAGUUUGGGGUCCCGGGUAAACGCAAAUCACUGGUGCCGGGAUUGAAUUUGAGCUUUGUUUGGAAUCGUGGACAUCACCGUCAGCAUCGUCAGAUUCGGUUUGCGUUGUACAUACAAUUGUAUCUUGUCUACACGGGGAGUUUGUUGGAUUACCACGAUUCGUUGGCUCAAUUUCACAGCGGGUCUACUCAAAUCAGAUAUUCCAUCUUCAUCGAGCCGUAAUCGCAACUUCGUCGUCCAGCAGCAACAGCCGACAUGCCUCCACGACCAAUGCCGACGCAUUUCCUUUGUAUACCGCUAUCGAGCCCACAGCUCACGCGCUCGCUUGCCUCCUUCAAGACCGACAUCACGGCGCCCCACAGCUCUGCCGUACCCGAGUCCGCAGUCCGGCCGCCCGGGACUGUGCAUCUCACGCUUGGGGUCAUGACCCUCAAGGAUGAGGUGCUCACCCAAGCCGUCAGCACCCUCAGAGGGCUCAGUCUGAAGGCUGUGCUGGAGGAAGCACGCGCAAACCCCGCGACUGAAGCCGCCGUCGAGCUGGGCUCACCAAUGCCGUCCCUUGAUCAGAAGCUCCAAGUCACUCUCAAGGGUAUCCAACCGUUGCAACCACCCGCACAAUGCAGGGUACUCUACGCUCCACCGAUAGAUCCUUCUGGGCUCUUGCGUCGGUUUUGCGAGUUGGUCCGGGGGAGAUUUGCAUCAUUCAUGUCAGCUGAAGAGCUCGCGAGACCACUGUUGUUGCAUGCUACGGUUGUGAACACCAUAUAUGUCAAGGGGAUCGGCAAAUCAAAGGGACGAACGACGAUUGAUGCACGAGAUAUUGUAGGGCGAUAUGAGGAUGAGGUGUGGAUGGAGGGUAUGGACGUGGAUCGUGUGGCAUUGUGCAGAAUGGGCGCUAAGGCUGUCGAGGGCAGUGACGGCGACAUGGUGUAUGAAGUUGAAGCUGAGGUCCGUGUCGAGGAUUGAGGCUUUGAGCAGGAGUCCAGGACGUUGUGCAGUGUGAACUGUCAUCACAGCAUGUCGUGAUCUGACUACCCUGUGCAGAGUAGUAUCUAACCUCAAACCACGGAGAUGGCGCUGGAUCACCAUUUGCUAAAGAUGGUGCAGCAAUGAUUUAUCAAUGGGAAGAGGAGAAAUCUAUGAGACUAUACUUGUUAGUUUCGUUUGCAUCUGCUCUGCGACAAGCGCUUCCAGACGUGUGAAGUACCUAUUUUACCUUACCUUUAUCCAAACCGUGCA